Dendrobium catenatum is the source of this 2116-nucleotide messenger RNA. RefSeq names its product receptor protein kinase-like protein ZAR1. Lineage: Eukaryota; Viridiplantae; Streptophyta; Magnoliopsida; Asparagales; Orchidaceae. Gene Ontology annotation, molecular function: protein binding; ATP binding; protein kinase activity. The transcript has a single exon. Gene Ontology annotation, biological process: protein phosphorylation. Bases 1 to 1866 code for a protein of 621 amino acids. The record is from RefSeq and is a predicted model, not a curated record.
AUGGUGAAGGUUGCUUGGGCGCUACUUCUUUUCUCUGUCGCCUCGCAGGCGGCGGCGCUGACAACCGAUGGUCUUUCCCUGCUCGCUCUAAAGGCUGCAAUCUCGCUCGAUCCUUAUCGCAUUCUCGACUCCUGGGUCGAUUCUGAUGAAGACCCCUGCGCUUGGCGAGGCGUAUCGUGCCAGAGCGGAAGGGUCACCGCUGUCUCUCUGGCGAACAUUUCUCUUGAGGGCUACCUCCCGUCUGAGCUCUCCCUGCUCUCGUCUCUCGAAAUCCUCUCGCUACCGUAUAACCGCUUCUUUGGCCAGAUCCCGUCGGCAAUCGGCGAGAUCAGAAGCUUGGUAUCGCUUGACCUCUCCAACAAUGAUUUCUCCGGUCCCGUGCCAUCCGAGAUUGCGGGUUUAGAAUCGCUCGCUAGUCUCGACCUUUCGUCCAACCAACUCAACGGCUCACUCCCCCCGGAAAUCGCCGCGCUCCCACGGCUCUCCGGCGUGCUGAACCUCUCCUGCAACCUCUUCAGUGGACAAAUCCCGUCUGCUUACGGCAACAUUCCGGUUGCCGUGAGCUUGGAUCUCAGGCAGAAUCAGCUCUCUGGGGAAAUACCCCAGGUCGGUUCGCUGCUGAACCAGGGCCCCACCGCCUUCGCCGGGAAUCCAGCCCUCUGCGGUUUCCCGCUCAAGUACGCCUGCGAUCAACCAGUUGCAAAUUCAAACCCUAGCUUCAAUGUCAGAUCCCCUUCCCCGCGAUCAACCGCGGAAGCGAGGCAACGUAGGCCAGUGGCGAUGAUCCCGAUCCUCGCUGUAAUCAUCAUUGCCGCACUCGUAUCAGUUAUUGUACUCCAAUGGCAGUUCCGCCGAAGGCGCGUUGCCUCCGCUGGUGGCAACCGAAUCUUUGGCAAGAAGCAGAAAGGUUCGCCGGCGUGGAAUGAUCGGCGUGAGGGGCAGAAUGCCGAAGAGAUCUACAUGGCUGUAGACGAGAGCUUCGAUCUCGAGCUUGAGGAACUUCUCCGUGCCUCAGCUUAUGUGAUCGGAAAGAGCCGGAGUGGCAUUGUCUACAAAGUCGUCGUCAGUCGCGGCCCUGCUUUAGCUGUCCGUCGGCUCAGCGAGAUAGACGACGGAAACGGUCCCGAUGACCAGUGCCGCCGCCGCCGCACGUUUGAGGCCGAGGCAGCUGCGAUCGGACGCGCUCGGCAUCCUAAUUUGGUCCAGCUUCGCGCUUAUUACUACGCACCUGACGAGAAGCUACUCAUCUAUGAUUAUAUCCCUAAUGGAAAUCUCUUCAUGGCACUGCACGGAGAGCAGCAAGCGGCGGCGGGAGGACCGACUCUGACCCCACUUACAUGGGCGGCGAGACUUGCGAUCUUGAAGGGAGUGGGACAAGGGUUGGCUUGCCUCCAUGAUUACAGCCCGAGGAAGCUCGUUCAUGGCAGCUUGAAGAGCACCAAGAUUCUUCUCGACGAGGAGCUACGGCCAUACGUUUCCGGUUUCGGGAUUGCUCAAUUGCAGCGUGGUGGCGGAGGUGGAACGAAGCAGCAGCUGGCUGCGGUGGAGGCGGCCUACGCAGCACCGGAGAUGAGGUCGCCUCCUACGCAGAGAGGCGAUGUGUACGCGUUUGGAGUACUGAUGAUGGAGGUGGCGACCGGGAGGAGACCGGAGUCGGGGAUGGUGGACUCGGUGCACCGGUCGUUCAAGGAGGCACGACCGCUAUCGGAGGUGGUGGACCCGGCGUUACUGAAAGAGGUGCACGCUAAGCGGGAGGUACUUGCGGUGUUUCAUAUCGCGCUUGGGUGUACGGAAGCGGAUCCGGAAGCGCGUCCGCGGAUGAGGACGGUGGUGGAUGGGCUCGAGCGCAUUGGGCCGGGGAGUUGAGCCGGGUUCGGGGUGCUGUUAUAUCCGGUUUAAUAACGCUGGGGUAGUGUGUGGUCAUUGUAGGAGUAUUGGAUAACAGUUUGGACUGAAGCUAGCAGGGAAAAAAAAUUGGUUAAGAUGUUUUAUUAUAAACAUGAUCGAUGAAUUGUAAAAUUAUUAAAUUUAUUUUAAGAUGAAUUAUAUAUCUUAAAUAAUUCAUUUUAAAAUUAAUCUAAUAAUUUUGUAAUUCAUCUCUAACUUGUCCCUGUUG